UAUGCAGCUCGCUAUGUAUCUUCCAACGCUGCAAAUGCCAUCAUAUCAGAGGUGGGCCCAUACCGAAUCUCCACUGACGCGCUCCAAGCAUUGAAUCAGUUUUUGGAUGAGAUUCUGGGCAUGUUACUGUCCAAAGCUCAGUCUUUGGAUUUAUCUCGUAUCAAAGCAGUAGCUUUGCAGAUCCUACCAAGUAGUCUGGGAAAGAAUGCCAUCGUUGAGGCCGAAUUGGAGGUCAAAACAUUGACUGAGACGGAAGUCAUUGAUUAUGAAGCCUACGAACGCAUGAGACAGCUUGGUUCCGACGGAAACUUCCCAUUACAAAGCUCCAUUCAACAGCUGAGAGAACGCUGUUUAUACUACAGCACACUGGCCGAUCGAGAAGGAGAUGCAAGUUUCAAUGAUAUCUCGGACAAGACGGUCAUUUCACCCAUUUUGGCCAUUUACGUUACCACCAUCAUUGAACAUUUAGCAGAAUAUUUGCUAACGACUGUGGCGGUGGCUGCUGAACAAGAGGAUACCGAGUUCGUUCGCGUGCGAGAGGUUUUUAGUGCUCUCGUGGACGACUCACAUGUGUCCGAUGCUUUCUCAAAAAUGGAACUGAAGGAGCGUCUUGAGGUAAGCUCAAAAACUAAGGGUCAAGAGAAAGGUAUGAUGUGUACUUUUGGUAACCUUGGUUCAUAA
Molecule: messenger RNA, 681 nt
Organism: Umbelopsis ramanniana AG
Lineage: Eukaryota; Fungi; Mucoromycota; Umbelopsidomycetes; Umbelopsidales; Umbelopsidaceae
Exons: 1
Molecular function (GO): protein heterodimerization activity
Source: RefSeq, a predicted model, not a curated record